This is a messenger RNA of Venustampulla echinocandica, 699 nucleotides long. RefSeq lists its product as uncharacterized. The transcript has 3 exons. The coding region runs from base 1 to 699 and encodes 232 amino acids. The record is from RefSeq and is a predicted model, not a curated record. NCBI's taxonomy places the organism in Eukaryota, Fungi, Ascomycota, Leotiomycetes, Helotiales, Pleuroascaceae.
AUGGCCACAAAUGCACAGCUUGGUGCUGAUGACGAUUAUAUAGUGGUUCGAAACCCAUCAAAGCUCGCCGAUCUACUCACCGCACGCAAUGUGGACCCUGAAGUUGUCACCAAAUACCUCCACAUUAUCCGAGGCGAUGCGAAAGAUUGUUACACAGUCGGCAAGACUCUCUAUGGGAUCAACCUAGAAAUCGCUGAUAUGGUUGUCAGCGACGUUGGAGGAUCAACCGUCGUCAAGCCUAACCGGCUCCGCCCUACCCUCGACGAUCCGACCAUCUGUCAAGAUGUGGUAUCUAACAUCCCCAACUCUCUCAAAAGGAUUGAGCUCCUUUUCAAAGCCACACCGCGAACUAGGAGGAAGCCAUAUAUAGUUGUUAUCUCCACCACAGGCAUCAGCAACCACGGCCGAGAUAUCGCUGUUGCCAUGGACAAGAAGGCCAUGGAAGGUAUUCUCUUGAGGGAGAUUCAAACUGGUGGUAGAGGUGCCAGUGUCAUUAGGGGAUUCACUGCCGUUCGACCAAGUUUCUUGACGGAUGGAAAACCAGUAGGUGCCCAAAAGAUUCGUGCCGCAGUGGAGGAGGAAGGCAAGGUUGCCAAGUCAGCUAUCGGCUACACGAUUUCUCGCGGAGAUGUUGGCGCCUGGAUCUAUGAGGAAUUGGUUGAGGACAAUGCGGCGGGCGAACUCAAAUAUGUGAACUAG